AUGAUGAGCACUAUGAACGGGGAAGAUGCGUGGCUCCAAUAUAACAAAUAUAUUCCUGCGCGUAUUCGACAGCGAUCAUGUCGCUUGAAUAUCCGACUUCCAAAGAACAGGCAAGAGCCAGCAUUGGAUGCCGUCAACGAGAUUGACGCGAUGGAAUCCAGAGCCAGGGAAUACGAUGAAUUUCAUAGCUUAAUUCCAGACAGGGAAUUAGUAUUCCCACCCUUCUCUGGGCUCACACUAGAAGCUAGCCUGCUCGAGCAACUAGCUGAUAGGCUUAGAGCAAGUUUGUUUUACCUACAGGUAAAAUCUAUCUAUCGGCGUGAAGAGACAUAUUUUAUCAAGGGUUAUAUAUGCUGUCGGAUUGAUCCUGGUGAGAAAGGGUUUACAGAACUCUUGGCACAAACUUCAGAAUUCAGGGUCAAGGAGAGGCCCGUUAGCAUCGAAAAAAUCCUUUGUGAACCGGGGUCACCACCAAUGAGCCUACCAGUCGAGUUCAGCCACCAGUCGCCCACUGACUUAAUUCGUAUUGAUGUGGACUUCGGGAAGCCGUACAAGACCACAAUAAGUGGGUUUCCUAUAAGACUCAAGGUACGUCCGUCUCUAUUGGCUAGUCUAAACUGCUGA
This is a messenger RNA of Orbilia oligospora ATCC 24927, 624 nucleotides long. RefSeq lists its product as uncharacterized. The record is from RefSeq and is a predicted model, not a curated record. NCBI's taxonomy places the organism in Eukaryota, Fungi, Ascomycota, Orbiliomycetes, Orbiliales, Orbiliaceae. The transcript has a single exon. The coding region runs from base 1 to 624 and encodes 207 amino acids.